This is a messenger RNA of Eruca vesicaria subsp. sativa (arugula), 1114 nucleotides long. The record is from the annotation of a GenBank genome assembly. Lineage: Eukaryota; Viridiplantae; Streptophyta; Magnoliopsida; Brassicales; Brassicaceae.
UCUCUCUCUCCUUAGUGCUGAAAUGGGUUCUACAGAUAACGCAAUUUCUUAUGCCUCUGCAUUAGUGUUAGCCCUGUUUCUUCUUCCUCUUCUUCAUGAAGCAGAAGGCUGUGAUAUGUUCACGGGACGAUGGGUGGAGGACGCUUCCUACCCACUCUACGAUCCCUCCACAUGUCCUUUCAUACGACGUGAGUUCGCUUGCAAGAGAAAUGGACGGCCGGAUCUUAGUUACCCUACCUUCAGAUGGCAACCUAAGGGAUGCAAAUUAGCAAGGUUCAAUGGAGUGAAGUUUUUGGAGAAAAACAAAGGGAAGAAGAUAAUGUUUGUUGGUGAUUCUCUUAGCCUAAAUCAAUGGCAAUCUUUGACAUGUAUGCUUCACUCUUCUGUUCCCAAUUCUCCCUAUAACAUAACCACACAAGGCUCUAUCACAACCUUCAGGUUCCAGGAGUAUGGAGUGGAGUUGAAGCUGGAUAGGAAUGUGUAUCUGGUAGAUAUAGUGAGGGAGAAGAUUGGGAGAGUGUUGAAGCUUGAUUCGAUCAAUGACGGACAUAAUUGGUCAGAAAUGGAUACAUUGAUUUUCAAUACUUGGCAUUGGUGGAACCGUAGAGGACCUUCACAACCAUGGGAUUAUAUCCAAGUAGGAAGUAAAGUUACAAAGGACAUGGACCGUGUGGCAGCAUUCGAAACUGCACUAGGGACUUGGGGCAAAUGGGUUGAUACUGUUGUAGAUACUCAGAAAACUAAAGUCUUCUUUCAAGGAAUUUCACCAUCUCAUUACAAAGGGGCUUUAUGGGGUGAACCAAGGGCAAAGAGUUGCGCAAAACAGAAGGAACCACUUUUGGGGACAAGUUAUCCAGGAGGAUUGCCAGCUGAAGUUGGAGUUUUGAAGAGAGCACUUCGGAAAAUAUCGAAACCGGUGACUUUGCUAGACAUUACAAUGCUUUCAUUGCUUCGCAAAGAUGGUCAUCCUUCGAUAUACGGUCUAGGAGGCCGAACCGGCAAUGACUGCAGCCAUUGGUGUCUCUCUGGGGUACCGGAUACUUGGAAUGAGAUUCUUUAUAACUAUAUGGCGUAGUAAUUAAUAAACAUUUUAAACAUAGACAGAAAAAAAAAU